Molecule: messenger RNA, 2040 nt
Organism: Onychostoma macrolepis
Lineage: Eukaryota; Metazoa; Chordata; Actinopteri; Cypriniformes; Cyprinidae
Product: B-cell receptor CD22-like
Exons: 7
Coding region: 33-1061 (342 amino acids)
Biological process (GO): cell surface receptor signaling pathway
Molecular function (GO): transmembrane signaling receptor activity
Source: RefSeq, a predicted model, not a curated record
GGUCCGGUGCACUGCCUCUUAUUCUCCUGCUGAUGUCCUUCAUCCACGCUGGACUCACUCAAGAGAGACCAAAACCUGUGUUGAAGGUGACUCCAGAUCAGCGUGUGUUCAGAGGAGAGACAGUCACUCUCACAUGUGACAUACAGCGAGCAGGAGACAUUCGGUGGAGAUACAGCUGGUUUAAACAUGGAAACACUUUCUAUCCAUAUCCAACAACAACAGCAGAGUUCAGUUUCACAGCUUAUGUGUCUAAUAGCGGUGAAUACAGCUGUAGAGGAGAGAGAUCAGACUCACAGAGAUCAGACAUCAGUGCUGCUGUUACACUGACUGUAUCAGAUUUACCCAGAUCUACACUGACUGUGACACCAGACAGACCUGUAUUCACUGGAGAGACAGUCAAUCUGAAGUGUGUUAUAGAGUCUGAUCACAGUGACUGGAGAUAUGAGUGGUAUAAAGACAGUGUAAUGUUACAGACGUCUGAUCGUUACACUGUAAACAGAGACACUCUCACUAUCAGAGGAGCUACUGAGUCUGAUCAGGGUCAGUACUGGUGUAGAGGACACAGAGAUGAAAGACCAAAAUCAUCACGAUCAAGCUCUGCUGUUUCUCUCUCUGUGAAAGAUUCACCCACAUCUACACUGACUGUGACACCAGACAGUCCUGUAUUCACUGGAGAGACAGUCAAUCUGACCUGUGUUUUAGAGUCUCACAGUGACUGGAGAUAUGAGUGGUAUAAAGACAGUGUAAUGUUACAGACGUCUGAUCGUUACACUGUAAAUAGAGACACUCUCACUAUCAGAGGAGCUACUGAGUCUGAUCAGGGUCAGUACUGGUGUAGAGGACAGAGAGAUGAAAGACCACAAUCAUCACAGGACAGUAACCGAAUUAAUCUGUCUGUUAAUGGUCAGAUUUCUGUCUUCAGCAUCCUCAGUUUUCUUCUGGCAGCUUGUCCGUAUCUGCUGUCGACAGUCGUGCUGCUGUUCAAAUGCUGCAGAGCGAGAGUUACAUCUACUGAAGACCACAGCCAGUUUGCCGUAACAGAGGAACAAACUUCAUCCUGAUUUCAUCCAUUCUUCAAACCGCUCGUAGAGUCACAGGAUGCUGGAGUCUGAUUGUUGUUUGAUAAUGAAUUGUGAGCGAGACUGAUAAGCUAUGUUUUCUAUGCAGGCUGGGUGUGGUAAGGUUCGUGGAAUGGAAGGAAGAGGGCGGGGUCAGUUUCAAGGAGGCUCGUGGAUUUAUUCAACAUAAAACAAAAAUGAAUCAUAUAACAGCACAUCGCGCUCUCUGCGCUGGCGAAGCUUUCUUUCUUUCGUUCCGGUACUCAGUCCUUCUCUGGCCUUUCAGCCUCCGUCCUCCACGAGCUCUCCGUCCCGUCUCUCUCACUCUCACACUCCCCAGACGCUCUCUUUUAACCAGUCUCUCCCCGCUCAUCACUGCAAUCAGACACAGGUGUUAUCACUUUGCGCUUGACCCACUUACUUACCGCUCGUCUCCCGAGUCUCUCUCCCGCUGCAGAUCCCACUAAACCACGCCCCCAACGCCACACUGGGUUCACAAAGGGGAUCCGUGGCGUUCAUGGUUGGCGAGCACCACCGGCGUGAAGAGAACCGGGGUCCCACUUAUUGACCUGGAGGUAGAUAGUGGGGGGGAUUUAGGUAGAUAGGGAAGAGAGAGUAGGUGGACCUGGCAGGCUGUUUGAAAGAGACCUUCCUAUCAUUGCCGCGGAAGGGAAGGUUGAGUCCUCACAGUGAUGGCAGGGUGUCAUAGGAAAUGGACAGGGAAUUCUGAAAUUAUUUUUAUUAUUCCAUAAGAUUUUUGUGUGUUGUUGUUGUGCUCAGCUAUCGGUGAUACUGUCCUCCCGAAUUGUAUGUUGAUUGCCUGCGCUGGUUAUUAUAUAUAGGGCAUGUGAUUUAUGCUUGGAGUUUCUAAUUAAGUGUGCUUUGUAUGAGAUAUCCCACUAUUUAUAGUUUGCUGUGAAUUUGGAAUGAGUACUUGGGUUCUCUUUUAAAUGUGUGUUCACGGUUUAAUGAAGUAAUAUGA